This is a messenger RNA of Schistosoma margrebowiei, 4198 nucleotides long. The record is from the annotation of a GenBank genome assembly. Lineage: Eukaryota; Metazoa; Platyhelminthes; Trematoda; Strigeidida; Schistosomatidae.
AAACAAACAAGUACGGUAAAACAAUCCCUGGUGCAAUUGGCUAUAAUAAAAAUUGUUUCCAUUAGACCAAUCGCGUUCUCUUGAUAAAAGGUUAAAAAAUCGACAAAAAUAUUCAAUCUAAUCGCUGAUGUCAGAACCGAAUAAAGAACAGAGUUCAACAAGACGGACGUGGAGAAAAUUCUGAACGUCAACUGAAAUAAUUCAAGUAAAAGUAGUAUAAUUUCACCUUUGAUCUAAUAAAUGAACAAGAGCAAAGUUAAAGCAUAAUAAGAGAUCUCUGUCUAACAUCGUUAGUCUAUUGGUCCAGUUUAAUUUGUACUGAAAGACUAGCUAAAAUACAUCAGAACAUGUUAAAAGGAUAUCUCAAAGGUGUUGUAGACCUAGUGAACAAUCUAACUGAACCAGCUGGUUCAGACGAAAAUCUAACUUCUGGUGAUACUCCGGAAGUUCUUGGGGAAGGAUGUAAAGAUCAGGAUAACGGUAGUUCCAAUAGACCACGAACACUUAAUUCUGUGCCCAACUCACAGAGUGUUGACAAUUCAGAAUCAAGUAGUGUACUCAGUUGGAUUACAAAUUUAAUAGCAGCCAAUGGUGAGAACUCCAUGUUGUUCUAUAUGGACUCGCUUGCAUCUAUGGGGAUAAAUCCAAAUGAUGAUAAUGAAAAACAAGCUGAUCAGGAAUCUGAAAAAUCAUUAGUUAUAACCGAAGAUAUUUCGAAAAUUGAAGUACCUGAAGUGUCUAAAUCACAAGAAGAUAACAAAUUGAUAACGCAUGAUAUAAAUUGUGAUUGGACGGAUAAAUUUUCAGUCAAAACUUCCCAUGUUUGGGAACAGAUUAAAAAGGAUUUUAAUGAAGUUGUUCAUUCUGUCUCUGAACCAAAAGAUGUUGUAUAUCGUACUGCUUUUUCAGUUCGUGAUCGUAUCACAGCUGCUGCAAAUACAGUAAAGAACCUAAAUCCUAAUGAAUUUCUGUUGCCGGAUAAUGAAUCGGAAACUGAUCAACAGUUUACAAAGACGGAAAAUAUCGUUAAUGAUGACUUAACAGCCUUACCACCGGCAUUGCCUAGCUUCACAAACAUUAAACAAGAUGUAUCCCAGUUGGUCGAUUCUUUAUAUAACGGUAUAAUGUCGACUGGCACGUAUUUCGGUUUAAUAACUGGAGAAAAUCAGUGUAAAGAUAAAAGUAAACACCAAACUCGUCUUGAUUUACUUAGAGCAGAUCCUGCAACAUAUGAAUUGGAACCACCAACGCCUCCAGCAUCGUCUGGUAUACAUUCAUAUCAUGAUUGGAGAUCAGCGUAUUUUGAUGAAGAUAAUUGUCAACCAAUGAAUGGUGUCCUGUUAGCGAAUGCUAAGAGUCAUGAAUAUAGUAAUGUUCCAAUUGAAGAACUUACACAAGCACCACAUCCUAGUCCUGAAGAAUUAUUAGAUUCAUAUCCUUUUAUGCGAACAUAUUUAACUCAACUUGUUCAUCCAGAUGGUAAAAUUAAUGAUAAAUCUAUGAGUGAUGCCGAUUUCUGGUCAAGGUAUUACUAUCGUGUAUGGUUAUUGGAUUCAACUGAAUUUCAUAGAAGAAAACUUAAUGAACGAGUUGAAUUUGUCUCAACUGUCAAGCAAACAAUACCGAAUGAAUCUACUCGGUAUGCUAAUGAUACCGAUGAAACCUGUAAAAAUCUAAAUGUUACUCAAGAUGAUGAAUGGCCAGAUAGUGAUGAUCAUACAACCGUGGAGAAUGAAUCAGAAAUUUCAAAUGAUGAAUUCAUCACAAAAUACUGUAAUAAUGAUACUACUAUUACUAGUACCAGAAGUGAUUCGCAAUGCAGUAGUAGAUUUUUCAAUCAAAACAAUAGCAUUGAAAAGAAAAUCCGCCGUAAUAGUGAUAGUAGUAGUAGUAGUACUAAUAAUAAUGAUAAUGAGGAAUCAAAUCACGAAAGCAAGUCUAAAAGAAAACAUAGUUACAAAAAACCAUUGAAUAAAAUCAAACACUUGAGGAAGUUAAGUUGUAACAAGAAAGAAAACUUGUCGGAUAAUCUUAAACCGGACAAUAUAAAAGUCGAAUGUUUAUCUACUCUACCGACAGAAGACCAAAAUUCAACAAAUGUCUCGUCAGAUUUUGAAGAAAUGACAUCUGGUUUAUCAUCAGUUGUGAUACUUGCAGAUGAAGUGGAAAAUGAUGAAAUGACAACUGCAAAAGCAUUUACAACAGAUAAAUCAACCGUCCAUUCUUCUGAAAGGUCUACUAUUGAACAUAAGGCAUCAAUUUCUGAUGAUGAAGCUUGGAGUGAUUCCGAAAAUGAACGUAAAAAUUACUCACUGGAUAAAACCAAUAAGAAGUCCACUGAAACUAAUAAUAAUAAAGACGAGACCGUCACAAUUAAGAAUUCUGAGCUACAAUUAACUGAUGAGGUUUGUGUGUCUAAUUGGAUUUGCCCUUUGGUUAUAUAACGUCAUAGUAUAAUAGUGGAGCUGUGGUUUAUUUAGUUUAUGGAGAUCGUUAAGUUCAUCGAAAUUUACAUCACAAACUGAUGUUAUUUAGACAACUGUUGAAAACUAAGUAUUUCAUAGUAGUGUGCAUCCACGACUCCACCAGGAAUCGAAUUGAAAACCUCCAAGUGUCCCAACUGAUCUUUAACAUUGCUAGAGGUAUACAGAUUGGAUGUUCCGUACAAGAUUGUGUUGAGGACGCUGGUUGGCUAUUUCUUUACCAAUCGGCGCUAGCGGAGACUUGGAGAAGACUCUAGGAUCUUCUUAUGUAAAAAUUAUAAAUAUACUAACGUUUGUCCUAUUGUGAUCCCUACUUCCAUCUAACCAUUUUUUAUUUGGAAUAUGAUUACGUUCCUAUGCAGUCGUGUUCUGAUUUGGAGAUUUGUCGAGAGAAGUAGUGUCUAAGAAUAUCAAGCAAUAGGAGCAGCUAGGUCGUAAUAACAGAAAUUAUAACAAGCAUUUAGACCAUUGAGGUGGUGUCUAGUGUUUUACAUUUGUAACGUCAGUCUAUUCGUUAUAUUACCCAUCUUGUAAUGUCAUUGCUAACACUCGACAUAACCGAAAUUUGCUGGCCAUGGCUUCUCACUAGAACUUGGGGGAAUAACUACUCGAAGUUUGUAACUAAUGCGUGUAAGGGACUAGGAUAAAGCAGUUGUCAAGUUUUUUCUUAGUUUCCAAUGUUUAUCUAAGGCCAUUUAGUGAUUUUAACGACAAUAAAUCCUACAAUCUCUGUAAACCUUACACUAACAGUACAUUCAUCGAGCAUUUCAAUAAUCGAUUUAGUUUCGCCACUAAUCGAUUUGUUUAUGUUAGUUAUGAUUCACAUCAUUUUUCAGUUAAACUGAAUCCAUAAGGUAAACUAUCCUGUCCUUAACUUUGUAUUUAAAGCUUAGAACAUUUUACUUUAUCCGACUCAUUAUCACUAAUUGUUCAAUGAAUCAUACAUAUGUAUAUUGACAGUAAUCUACUGAUCAUAAUUAUUUUUAUCUAAAUUUAACUUUAGAUUGAUGAUUGGGAGAAUUGGUCAUAAAAAUAUAAUUAAUCCCAUAAUAUUACAUUGCUUGUUAGUUGCAGCGAUUCAUACUAUUAUUAACUAAUUUUGUUGUUUCUUUUUAUUGUAAACUGACAUUAAUCUGUGUGAUAGAUAACAAUAAUGACUAUAGCAGUUAGUUAAAAAAUCAAUAAAAUAAUGUGAAGAUUCUGUUCUUGAUCACAAGAAAACUGACAACAAAAUAGCCUAAAACGACCCAUCAUUUUUAUGAAGCAUGGGUACGAUUCUGCAAUAGAUGAAUGAUAAUGAUGUUUACGCUUACUAUAUUUUAGAAAUCUUGUUUAUUUUUUCAAUUGUACUUUUCUAUAUCUAACCAUAUGAAUGAUGAAUUUUUUUUAUUUCUCAAACUUUGUCGUCUGCCAAAAGUUAAUUGAUUUUGAAUUUAUUUUACUAUUUUAGUUGGUUGUAGUAAAUUGUCAAUUUAUCGAGCUAUUACACUGUCAUCAUCAUAUUACUUAGAUGUCAUGAUUUUAUCCUUUAAGAAAUCUAUUUCAUCGAUCAAUUUUUUUUCCCAAAAAUAAAUUAUUUCUUACAAGCGAUUGAAAUUAUUACAAAGAACAAUUGUUUGUUGAAUAGAAGUGUAUAUAUCGCCUUGCACACUGUUGCAUGUGCAUGUAGCAAUCAUUUCUAUUAUAUGAAUAAAAUCAACAAUACACAGACAUUU